This is a messenger RNA of Globicephala melas (long-finned pilot whale), 8129 nucleotides long. Its product is annotated as zinc finger protein 665-like. Gene Ontology annotation, molecular function: DNA-binding transcription repressor activity, RNA polymerase II-specific; RNA polymerase II cis-regulatory region sequence-specific DNA binding. Lineage: Eukaryota; Metazoa; Chordata; Mammalia; Artiodactyla; Delphinidae. Gene Ontology annotation, biological process: negative regulation of transcription by RNA polymerase II. The record is from RefSeq and is a predicted model, not a curated record.
GUCCGAGACAGCGACCGCGCAGGCGCCUUCCGGGACCCGAAGGAGGGCGGGAAGGCCUGGCCGCCGUGCACAACCCGCGGAGGCGCACAGCUUUGCAGACUUAGGCCUGGUUCUUUCUUCUGGAGGUGCAUGCCUGGGACCCAGCAAUGGCCAUCAGGACCCUGACGGGCAAAGGCCAGGAAUCGGUGACCUUCAAAGACGUGGCUGUGGACUUCACCCUGGAGGAGUGGGGCCAGCUGGGGCCUGGCCAGAGGGAGCUGUAUCGGGAUGUGAUGCUGGAGAACUACCAGAACCUUCUCUCGCUGGGGGCAGGGCUUCCUGGGUCCAAACCCGAUGUGAUCUCCCGUCUGGAGCGAGGGGAAGAGCCCAGGAUGGAGAGGAGAGAAGCCUGGCGAGUUACCUGUUCAGACUUGGAGACAAACUCUGAAACUACUCAGGAGACACUUCCAAAAAAGAGUAUUUCCAAAGACGUGGCUUCCCCAAUGGGAAAGAUGGAGGGCAUUUUAAGGGCAGUGCUUGGAGACACCAAGUUGGGGGACUCCUGGACAUGCGGCCGUCAACUGGGAGACCAGGGAAAGCAGGAGAGGCGUUUGAGAUGGUUCUUUACUACUCCCGAGGAAAACACCCAUGGUGAGUUGAGACACUUCAGGCAGACCUCAGCUUUCGUUGGGAAGCAAAGAGUGCCUGGGGGAGAGGAUCCUCAGAAGUGGACCAGGUCAAGAAAGAGCCUGAAACACCAAAGGAAACCAUUUAACUGCACGGAAUGUGGGAAAGCCUUCAUCUACCAUUCGGAUUAUGUCCUACACCAGAGAAUUCACACUGGAGAGAAGCCCUACAAGUGUAACGAGUGCGGGAAAGCAUUCAGCAACAGCUCAUAUUUCAUCCAGCACCACAUCAUCCACACAGGAGAGAAGCCCUACGCCUGCAACGAAUGUGGCAAGACCUUUACCCAGAGCUCAUCGCUCACUGAGCAUCAGAGGAUCCACACUGGAGAGAAACCCUACAAAUGCAAGGAAUGUGGGAAAGCCUUCACCCAGAGCUCCUCCCUCAUCAAACACCAGCGAUGCCAUACUGGGGAGAAACCCUAUAAAUGCAACCAGUGUGGGAAGUUCUACUCCCAGGUGUCCCACCUCACCCGCCACCAGAAAAUACACACAGGGGAGAAGCCCUACAAAUGCAGUGAGUGUGGCAAGGCUUUCUGUCACACCUCCUCCCUGACUCAGCACCAGACAAUCCACACUGGUGAGAAACCCUACAAGUGUAACGAGUGUGGGAAAACCUUCAGCCACAGCUCGUCACUGACCCAGCACCAGCGAGUCCACACUGGAGAGAAACCUUACGAGUGCCCCGAGUGUGGCAAAGCCUUUAGCCACAGUUCAUCCCUGACUCAGCAUCAGAGAAUUCAUACUGGUGAGAAGCCCUAUGAGUGUCAUGAGUGCGGGAAGGCUUACACGCAGAUCUCCCACCUCAUGAGGCACCAGAGCGUUCACGUGGGGGAGAAACCCUAUAUAUGUAAUGAGUGUGGAAAGGCUUUCAGUCACACCUCCUCCUUUACUCAACAUCAGACGAUCCACACUGGUGAGAAACCCUACAAGUGUAACGAAUGCGGGAAAACCUUCAGCCAGAACUCCUCACUUAUGCGCCACCAGAGAAUUCACACCGGGGAGAAGCCCUAUGAGUGUACAAUUUGCGGGAGAGCCUACACCCAGAUUUCCCACCUCAUCCAACACCAGAGGACUCACACCGGAGAGAAACCUUAUGAGUGCAGUGAGUGUGGGAAAGCCUUCAGCCGGAGCGCCCAUCUCAUCGAGCAUCAGAAGAUCCACACGGGCGAGAAACCCUAUAAGUGUAAGGAGUGUGGGAAAACAUUCAGUCACAACUCAUCCCUAACUCAACAUCAGAGGAUUCACACUGGCGAGAAACCCUACACCUGUAAGGAAUGCGGGAAAGCCUUCAAUCAAAGUAUCCACCUCAUUCAGCAUCAGAGGAUUCAUACCGGGGAGAGGCCCUACAAAUGUAAGAACUGUGGGAAAACCUAUGCCCAGAUUUCACACCUCGUUCAACACCAGAAAGUUCAUAUGGGUGGCAAGCGCUAUGCAUGUAAAGAAUGCGGAGAGGAUUUCAGCUGGGGUUCACACCUGGCCGAACAUCAGAGACUUCACACUGUGCAUGAUGGCUAUGUCUGCGGUAAUUUUGAGAAAGCCUUUGCUUGGAACAUGCAGCUUAGUGAUCAUCAGAGAACUCAUGCUGACUAGAGAGCCUGAGAAUGAAACAAACUGGUGAUUCUUCUGCUGGGUUCCGUUCAGCCUUCAUCAGCAGUAGAAGCUUCUUCCCAGAGAGGAGCCAUAACACUAUAUAUUGAGAUAGUUGGUUCCUUUUUUGCCUCCUAGAAGGAGGAUGGCACUGUUUAUCACCAGCAGAGACAGCUUCUGAUCAUUUAAAGGGCUCCCCCCUAAAAUCUAAGCUUCCCCCCCAUUUCUCAACCCUACAACGUCCCUGGAUGGUGGUAGGUAUGGGGUGGUCUACAUAGGAUGCAACUUCAUCUCGGAUCUUUAAUAAGGUCUCUCUGAGCUUUUAAAAUUUAUUCAUUAUGUGUUAAAUUGGAGCCUGGAAAUUCAAGAAAAAACAAACACAGCUGGAAAGAUUCAUUUGUUAGAGUAAAAGUCACAAAUAUAUGUAACUAAAGAUAAAUGCCAGGUGAUUUUAGUUUCCUUUAAAACUUUAAGCUACAAAUUUCACUGAAAAAUCUGCAGUUGGCUUAAACAUGGAAUAUGUUUCACAUAUUUCCAGCCAUUUCUUAUGUCCUAUUGUUUCUGUCUUUUCCACUUCCAGGAAUUGUGCUUUACAAAGUAAUUGCCCUGUUAGACAUCAUUUUCUGAUUUUAGUCAUGCUCAAAAGGAGGUUUUUAUUCCCUCAUAUUUUUGAAACAUAGUAUUUUCUAUUAGAAAAAUAAUACAUACACUUUUAUAACAGGAAAAAAUUUAAAGUAGAAUAAGAUAAGCUUAUUUUAAAGGAUAAUUUGAAAAGUGUAGAGAAGUAUGAACUAAAAUACCAAUUCCCCAUAAUCCCACAGGCCAGAGAGACCCACUAGUCAUUUUUGGGUCUAUGUCUUUCUGGUUUCGUUUCACUCUGUAUUCCAUAUCCAUAUUUUUUAAUGUUGAAAAUUUUGGAUCAUAAAACAAAAAGCUAUAUACUCACCUACAACUUGGCCAUCCUCAGAAGUCAGGUUGUUUUGAUUUUUUUCAUCUUUCCUUCUGAAUAUCAUUUUAAAAUAAGUGUUACUUUAUUUAAUUGUAAUCAGAAACAAUUUUGGCUUCUCUGUUUUGCCCUCACUAUACCAUGACAUUGUCCUUUGUCACCACGUAAACUCCAUCCUCAUCAUUAUUAGGGCUAACGAUGUUUCAUUGGUGGGCAUAGAAUAAUCUAUAAAUCCAUGCCCCCAUUUAGACUUUGCUCUAAGCCCCAGAUUGACACAGGUUAUUCACCAAUUUUCCCAAUUAUGAACCAUGUAAUAAUGAGCAUUUCCAUGCUAACUUCCUCUCUCCUUUUGGGGGGAUUAUUUCUCUAAGUCAAAUUCCCAGGAUGGGAAUAACAGAAUCAAGACUCUAACCAUUUUCUUGGUUCCUGGAACAUAUUGUUAAAUUGCUUUCUAAAGGGGCUGGACCUAAUCUACCUGGAGCAAGCUAGGGAGUGAGGACUACAGUUCUGUUACAUUAUAACCAACACUGAACAUCAAUCAUAUAAUGUUUUCCCAUGUCAAACAUAUAAAAUGGCUAGUGAUUUCAGUAACUUACUGUGUGCCAAUUUUGUGCUAAGUCCUUGGUACGUGUGAACUCCUUUCAUUCUUCAAACAACCACAUAUGUUCAGGGCUGUAUUAUCCCAUUUCACAGAUGAGGAUACCGAGGCAUGCUGAUAAUGUAGACAAAGCCCCACAGCUAUGAGGUCAUGGAGCCUGAACUCAAGGUCAAGUAGUCAAGCUCCAGGAGCUAUGCAUUGAACUUCUAUUGGGAUUGAACACAUUUCACAUAUAACAUUUCCUUCCUAAAAUAAUGUUUAUUAUCUUAUUAUAAAAACCAAUACAUGCUUUUUAUAAAAAAUUUACAAGAUCCAAGAAAUCCAGAAGAUUUUACGCAAAGGCCAGUGCUACCCAGAGAUAACUCUUAACAUUUUGGUAUACUUCUGCUAUUUUUAAAACUUAAUCACCGUAUUAUAAUGCUUUAAUAAAUCUGGGACAUAGUUAAUAUACAGUUUAGCAUACUUCUGUGUUUACUUAACUUUAUAUCACAGGCCCCUAUCAUUAAAUAUGAUUUAUCGAUAUCAUUAAAUACCCACGUCAUUAAAUAAUCUUUAACAACCUGAUGUUUGGGGGCUUUGCAUAGUUUGUGUUUAGUAGUAGCCAGUCCCCUGUUGGAUACUUUGGUUGCUUCCAGUUUUUGACUUUUAUAAACAUCCCUUCUACUGAAGUCUUAGGCUGAGCACCCUACCAGCUCCCAAGUAGAAUCCUGGCAGGGAGUCUGUGGGGUCAAAGAGAACAUUUUAAUGACCCUGUGCACAUAGUUAAUGGCUUCCUGAAAUUUCUGCAUCUGAUUGGCAGUGGAUGGGACUGCAUCUCACCAACAUCAUCACUGGUAGUUACCAUGUUUAAAAGUCUUUGCUCAGGUAUUUCUUCUGUGACUUCCUUCAUGGUUGAUGAAAUACUCGUUUAUUGUGAAUAAUUCAAACAACACAAGAAUGAAGAACACUAUGGCUCUCUAUAAAUCUUCAUUCCAAAGAUUCUAGACUGUUUUCUGUUGUUUCUCCCUUUCUGUUGGUAUGAAAUAUAUAUGUACAUAAAAUAUUAUUUAUAUGGCAUAACCACAGACGUGAUUUUAAGUGACUUUUUUCACUUGAUAUAAUAUUAAUAUUUUCCCAUGACAAUCAAUCCAAAAUAUAUAUAUAGUACAUAUUGUACAAAAAUAUAUACACAUGUAUAUAUGUAUAUAUAUAUAUGUAUCAUCAUUUGCCACUUUUAACAGCUGCAUAAUAGUUCAUGCUAGAGUUUCUUGAAUUUAUUUAACCAAAUUCUAUUAAUGAGCAUUUGGGUUGUUUUAUUUUCUUUUCCAUCAUUGGACAUAUAUUAUUUGACACUUGUGCAAAUUAUCUCCAUAAGAUGAAUUCCUAGAAGUAAUCUUGUGGGAUCAUAGAAUGUCCAUGUUUAAAAUUUUAAUAGUUAUUGCUAAAUAAUCCUCCAAAAAAGGAUGACCCAAUUUACAAAACUCCUGAAAGUGUACAUGAGUGCCUAUUUCUUUCCUCCACUUCCUUCACAAAUACUCGGUAUUAGUCUUUUAUUAUUUUUAACAUUUCUCAUCUAAUAAGUAAAAAUGUCCUAUUGGUAGGGAGAUUAAUGAUCUUCUUAUGCCUUUAUUGAUGUUUUGCCUUCUUCAAAUUGCUUAUUUAUAUAUUUUGCCCAUUUUUAAUUGGGCUGCCUUUUUGUAUUGAUUUAUAGGAGCAAGUCUAUGUAUUACAUAUACUAACUCUUUGGUAUAUACAUUACUAAUAUUUUCUGCCAGUUUAUUAUUUCUCUUCCAGUUUUGUUUAUGGUGUAUUUUGCUAUACAGAAUUUUAAACUUUUUAGGUAUUCAACUCUAUCUGUAUUUUCUUUUAUAGUUCUUGGACCAGCUUCACACUAAGAAAAACCUGCCUCACCCCCCCAGGAUUAUGAAGAAAGUUCUAUAUUUUAUUCUAGUACUGUUACGAUUUUUUAACAAGUAAAUGUUUAUUCCUUCUGCAUUUUUAUGGCUUAUGGUAUAAAAUUUCAGUUCCUAGAGGCCACCUGCAUUCCUUGGCUUGUGGCCCCUUCAUCCUCAAAGCCAGCAGUGUAGCAUCUUUAAAUCACCCAUCCUAAUAUAUUCCACCAUAUAUGUAAAUUUCUCCGCACACUUGGUCCACUCCCUUCUCGAAGAUUCACCCCUCCUGUACUAACAUACUGACGUAGAAUAAUUGAAUUCUUAGUCUAAGAGAACCUAAUUUUGAAUCUUGCCUUUGCCAUUGCCUUGCUGUCUGAUCCAGUUUCUUCAUAUUUUAAAUGAGAAUAAUAAGCUAUAUUACAAAAGAUGUUUUAGGUUUCAAAUAACAGAAAACUUAAAAGAGUUCAAACAAGAAAGACAGUUUACUAGCUCAAGUAGCCAAAAGGACCAAAACAAGGCAUUCAUCUUGUUUAUCCUAGUAUUUCAGGAUGCCUUCAGUGGCAAUUAAGAGAAAACCCCAACUCAACCUCACAAACACUAGGAAGAAGAAAUCUACAGGUAAGGCAAGCUCCACCUGCUAUACAUUAAUAUUUCCCUACAAUUUACUUGCGAUUUAUAUGGUUUUAUUUCACAAUUAUCUUCUCAAAUAAUUAUAUUGCCUGAUCACCUUUUCAUUCCUAUCUCAGCCACUUCCCUGUUUACUUCAUAGUACUUACCGUAAUUUCCUAUUAUAGGUCCCCUAUUUACUGCCUGCUCUGACUCCCUGAAGGCAGGUCCUUUGUGUCUGUCACCACUAUAUCUCCAGCGCCUAGAGCACUGCCUGGAACGUGGUAGGUUCUCAGAAAAUAGUCACUGACUGAUUGAUUUAUUUCAAGCCUGAGCCAUUCCCAUCCCCACUUGCACGGUAAGAGAAUGUUAGUUUCCCCACUCCCUCAAGGUAAGUAUAUCAUACAGCUUUAAAUUUUGGCCGGAUAUAUAAAUAAAGAUAGCAUUUUUCCUUUUUCUCUUCCUGGCGCUCUCCUACACAUCCCUCAAAGCUUUAUUCAAGACCCCUCCCCUGAGAAACCUUCCUCACAUCAACCCUUUCAGUCCCGCCCUACCCAGUUUUUCUCCCUUCUUUGUGCUGUAACACAUUUUUCAUUAAGUUUUAUGAGCAAAGCACGCUGUUUUGUUGAGCAUCCCUACUACUUAGAAACGCCUUUAAAGAAGACCCCUUGGGACUUCCUUGGUGGUGCAGUGGUUAAGAAUCCGCCUGCCAAUGCAGGGAACACGGGUUCGAGCCCUGGUCUGGGAAGAUCACACAUGCCGCGGAGCCCGUGCGCAACAACUACUGAGCCUGCGCUCUAGAGCCCGCGAGCCACAACUACUGAGCCCGCGUGCCACAACUACUGCAGCCCGCGUGCCACAACUACUGCAGCCCACGCGCCUAGAGCCCGAGCUCUGCAACAAGAGAAGCCACCGCAAUGAGAAGCCCGCGCACGGCAAGGAAGAGUAGCCUCCACUCGCCGCAACUAGAGAAAGCCUGCGCAGCAACGAAGACCCAAUGUAACCAAAAAUAAAUAAAUUUAUUUAUUUAUUUUAUAAAAUAAAUAAAGAGGGCCCCUCGCCUAGCGUCAGUGCUUGGACAGUUGUCAUGAAGCCAGGCUUCCGGAAUUGACGGUUGCCCUGACAACGGACGCGCGGUGGUUAGCUUUCAGAACGCAGCCUGUGAUUGGUCGAGAGGAAACGAACUGUGUAACCACCUUCUCCUUCACCACUCCGCCUACGGAAGAUAGAAGAAGCCUUUGACACCGCUGUACCCAAAGCGGAGGCCGCCCCGGAACUCCAGGGUUUCCUCCACCUUUGCCCUCAGAGAACCGUCGCCCUGAGGAGCCGGAAUCCCGCGAGGACCUGGGAAAUGUAGUUAGGGAGCCUGCGCAGGCGCAGAGGCAUUCAUGGCACAGGGGCUGCGCACUCCGCGGCACCGCCUUCGUGGGGACUGUCUGUGGGGGACCCACUCUCAGUCCAAGACCAAAUUGCCAGGUACUUCAGGAUACGAGUGUCCAUGACACUCAUUGUGUCCUCCCCGUCUUUGGCCAGAAGAGAGGCUCGGAGCGGUCUCGGAGUCUUAGGCCAUCUAGAGCAGGGGUUCCCAACCCUCUGGCUGGUGUACCCACCAGUCCAUGGCCUGUUAGGAACCGGGCGGCACAACAGGAGGUGAACAGCGAGCGAGCAAAACUUCAUCUGGGGCUCCCCACUGCUCUCAUUACCGCCUGAACCAUACCCCACCGCCCGCCACAGGUCAGUAGAAAACUUGUCUUCCACGAAACCGGUCCCUGGUGCCAAAAAGAUUAGGGACCGCUGAUCUAGAGGACAGAGGGGAAUGAGAAGCUGGGCGAGGCUGGGGCAUGCCGUCAAGGAGC